GGGGCAUCGCCGAAAGAAGAAGAAAACCGAACGUUGGCGGCUGCGCUUGCUCCCGAACAUUCCUUCCGACCGGUGCCUCCCCUCCGUACUAGCAGUCGAUCUGGAGCUUUCCGUCUUUUUUUUUUUUGUAUUCGUCUUGUUUUUGUCUUUUACAUUUAUUCGAGGUCGGUGAGGACAGAAGCGAGAUCCGGCGUUUCCUCGACGUGUUCUGGGACAUCCCGGCGAUGCAUGCUACGGCCGAAAGGUCGCUCGUCGAAAAAGGCAAGCAGGCGGCCAAGACGAUCACGACGCUGUUUCCGAGGAUACCGAAGACGUGCACCACCCUGCUGGAGGUCUUCAUCAAGCGCGAGAGCAAGGUGUCCCUGCUGCGAGACCCGCUGACGCACUUCUGCGAGGAGGAGCUUGUGCUCCACGCCCAGGAGUGCCUGCUGAAGAUCAACAAGCAGGUCGUCACGUUCCAGGACAUCCGCAGCAUGGCCGAGAACCUCAUCGGCCUGCACACCCUGUGCAUCAAGCGUGACCCUGACGUGGCCCGGACUCAGGGAGAAAACAUGCGCAAGCUGAUCAUCAUCGUGGGCGAGCUGGCCGGCUCGCUGGAACGCAUGUGCGACGUGCCCGUCACCGACUGGGUCGCCAUCGCCGACUCCCUAAUGGGCCGCAUGGAGAAGCUGAACCUGCCCAAGACGCUCCCGUUUGCAACGUACAUACCGAAGAUACGCGACUUCGAGAACGUCAGGAUGCUCGGCGCCGGCGGCUUUGGCGCAGUGUACCUGGCGCGGUACAAGCCCGUGGGCUUCGAGGCCUCGCUGAAGCUGGUCAACAUGGACCGCUUCUCGCGCCACAAGCAGGCCGCCAUGGACAAGGUGGUCGCCUCGGUCAUCCGCAACCCGUUCCUCGUCAAGUACUACUCUUGCUACUGCGUCAAGGAGGCCUACGUGACCAUAAUGGAGUUCAUCCCGGGUCUGGACCUGCAGCGUGUGGUGACCAAGGCCGAGUACCUGAAGGUUGACGCCGUGCAGAUAAUCAUGGCGCAACUCAUCCUCGCCAUCGAGCAUAUGCACCUGCACGGAUUCCUCCACAGGGACAUCAAGGUUUCCAACAUGCUCAUAAUGCCCGGCGGCAGGGUGAAGGUAAUCGACUUCGACACGACCAAGGUCUGCCACGGCCAUUUUUCCAAGCGCGUCCUGAGGCACUACUUCAAGAGGACGGCGUUCGAAUUCAACGACAGCGAGUCGGCCGGGACCAUACCUUACAUGGCGCCGGAGAUACUCAAGAGGCGACCGUACGGCCGCUCGGUCGACUGGUGGUCGUCGGGCAUCGUCAUGUACAAGCUGAUGACGGGCAAGGUGCCGUUCCGGGGCAAGACGAAGCAGAUGCUGCGCGAGCGCAUCAUCACGGCGCCGCUCAAGUGGCCCCGCGCCACGGACGCGCACGGCCACUCGGCCACCACGCCGGCCAAGGACAUGACGUACCGCCUGCUGCGCAAGAACCCCGCCGAGCGGCUCGGGUCGCGCAUCUACUCCGACCUCAAGACGCACUCCUUCUUCGACGGCUUCAACUGGAAGCAGCUGUACACCAAGAAAGAUCUCAUCGACAUACCCGCCAUCAAGCAAGUGCAGGAAGAGGACAAGAAGAAGGCCAGCGACAGCGCCGACGAAGACGACGAGCGGCGCCACCAGCAGAUCGACGACAUGACAGACAUCUUGCCAGAGAUGCAGAAGCCGCUGCUGUGCUACGCGUCCAAGAGCUUCCGGAAGUUGAUGCUCGCGCUGAAAGAAAAGCACGGCAAAGUCAACGCGGACAUGAUGGACACUAGCGGUAACGAGAGUUCCGAGCUGCGCUACGACCGGCCGAAACGCAAACAGAGCAUACCCGAGCCCUCUGACAACCGAGACGCCCUCGAGAAAGUCGACCUGCUUCUGUUCAGGAAAAAGAAAUUCUACAAAUUCUGGGGCUACGGCUUCUCGUUGCGACGGAGCAAGGGCGAAGACGAUUCCUUCUACAUAUACGUGGACACGGUGACCGCGGACAGUCCGGCGGACAAGUCCACCGUUCUUCCGCUGGACGUGGUGCUGUACGUGAACGGAAAGUCCGUGAUGAACGAGUCCCUGUCCAAGACGCGAAAGCUCAUCGCGCGCACGGGCGACACCAUGGUGCUCUCGGUGAUGUCAUGCAGCUCCUACCGGCUUCUCACCACGCGGAGAGACAUGUUCAGCAUCAUGCGCUCCGUGCCCAAGGAACAGGUGUCCUUACGCAGCGUGGGCUUCUCGUGUGGCGGCUCGGCGCCCUACGGCUUAGGCCUCAUCGACGCCAUGGUCUACGACGAUAGAACCAAGCAGUUCACUCGCUGCUUCGUGAUCACGCGCGCCGACGUGAACGUGUCGGGCAAGGGCUCCGUGUACCCCGGCGACGUGGUCACCGCGGUGGACAGCACGGCGCUCGAGACGCUGACGAUCGAGCAGGUCAUGCAGUUGCUGGGCAUGGGCAAGGCCGAGGUCAGCCUGUCCGUGGUGCCCCUGUCGCCCAUGCGCUCCGGCCGCUUCGUGAUCAGCAAGCUGCAGGAGCAGACCCUCACCGACGGCAGCGUGCCCACCCGCUCGACGCGCGCGUCCGAGACCAACCUCUGACGGCGCGCCGCAGCUCGAGAAGUCGUUCGUCGGCGUGCUCGCGCCGAGUUCCUAUGCGCAUGCGCGAUGCGUCAUGCAUGCGCUGCGCAUGCGCGAUGCGACGCGACAGGCGCUACUCGAGCUUGGCGCGCCAGCGCGACGCG
Messenger RNA from Dermacentor albipictus, 2770 nucleotides. RefSeq names its product microtubule-associated serine/threonine-protein kinase 2-like. Gene Ontology annotation, molecular function: protein serine/threonine kinase activity; protein binding; ATP binding. Lineage: Eukaryota; Metazoa; Arthropoda; Arachnida; Ixodida; Ixodidae. The record is from RefSeq and is a predicted model, not a curated record. Gene Ontology annotation, biological process: peptidyl-serine phosphorylation.